AUGUCGUUUUCAUUUGAAGUUAAUCCUCGUCUUUUAACCAAUAUUCAUCAAGAAUCGAAAGAUAUUCUUGAACCAAUUUGUGGUUAUGAACAAGAACCACUUGUAUCUCUUGAAGAAGCUUGUCAAUCACUUGAAAAUAUUCUUGGUACAGAACUUAAAUCAUACAUAACUGUUGCAAAAUUAAAUUCAAAAGAACCCAAACAUGGGCUUACUCAGGACGAAUCAGCAUCAAUUUAUUUGUAUACAAUGGAAUGGAAUGAAAGAGAAAAUAGUCUUUAUGUUCUUCUCAAUGAAGCACUUUGUGCAACUGAUAGAAGUCAACUUCAAUUAUGGUCGAAAUAUUUAAAAUUAUUCUUUACAGCAAUCUUCAAGUUACCGUAA
Molecule: messenger RNA, 381 nt
Organism: Adineta steineri
Lineage: Eukaryota; Metazoa; Rotifera; Eurotatoria; Adinetida; Adinetidae
Source: the annotation of a GenBank genome assembly